AUGGAAAACCCUAAAACCCUAGAAACCCUAGAAGCGCAGUUCCCUGAUGACAAAACCCUAGAAGCUCAAAACCCAGAUGACAAACAUCUAGAAGGGGCUUCUUGGUCUUCUGGGCUGUUUGAUUUAGGUGAGAACUGUGCUGGGUUAGAGUCAAGUUUUGAGGUUCCUGUGGAAGAAAAUGGUGAAGGAGUUGCUGCAGAAAGGGAAGAUCUUGGGGUUGGUAAUGUGGAGCCGGUUACAGGGCUUGAUGUUGUUGAAGGAGAGAAUUUCGGUGGGAGUGAAUACGCAAUGGUUGAUAUUGAAGUGAAUGGUGUCAAUGUUUCUGGAAAUGAGGAGGUUUAUUUGGUGAAUGAUGGUAUUGAUAAGGCAGUUGAGGAGGGAAAGGGUCCUGUGGAUGAGGCAUUGGCUGAAAAGUUGGUAGAUUUGGGGUGUACUGUGAGCGAGGGAGUUGUUGUUGAGAAUACUGUGACAGAUGAGGAAUUGAAGGAAGAUGGAGUUGUUGAGGAUAAUGUGAGAGACGAGGCAUUGAAGGAAGAUGGAGUUGUUGUCGAGAAUACUUCGAGAGAUGAGGAAUUGAAGGAAGACGGAGUUGUUCUUGAGAAUACUAUGAGAGAUGAUGAAUUGAAGGAAGAUGAGCUGUUGGGACUUGAUGCUGUUGAUUCUCCUAGGAAGAUAGAUGUUUCUGGAGACAAUUUAUCAAUUUACGUGGAUCUUUCUGGUUCUCUGACUGGAGUUGAUUUUGAUGAUGUGAAUUGCUCUGGGUUUUUGGGGAGUGAAGAGUCUAAAGAAGCUGAUAAUGAGAAGGAAGUGUUCAAUUUUAAGUUUCGUGUGGGUGAUGUUGUCUGGGUUAAAACAAAAAAUCAAUCUUGGUGGCCAGGAAAAAUUUAUGAUCCGUUAGUUGUGACAAAGUAUGCUGUGCAGAGUGAUCAGAGGAACUGCUUAUUGGUUGGGUACUUGGGGAGUAGCCACAUUGCUUGGUGCUUGCCAUCUCAGUUAAAGCCUUUCCAUGAGGAUUUUGAACAGAUGGAGGUAAAAAACAAGGCUAGAAGCUUCCUUGGAGCAGUGGAGAAGGCUGUUGAUGAGUUUGGUAGGUGCCUCAGAUCAGAGAUGACUUGUUCCUGUAUUCUCAAAGAAGGUUGGCAAUCAGCUGGCAAUGGUGGUUUUCAGGAGGGAGUUUCCGUUCUAGAGUGCAGAUUUGGUGAAUUUUCAGUUACUCAGUUUGAACCAGAAAAGCUCCUUGCACAAAUUAAAGAUCUUGCGCUGUUCGUUUCCAAGCUUGGUGUACUUGAGUUAACUGUUGCAAAGAAUCGUCUGUCAUCAUUUUAUCAAUACAUAGGACAUAAGCAAUUACCUAUGAAUCAACUCUGGGAUGCAACUGCUGAUGAAGAAGGUGCUGUUGACCUGUUUGUAGCAAAAGGCAAUUCCAAGGUCUGCAGUGGAGACCCUAAUUCAACACCAUAUGGAGGGAAAUUGCAGAGCACAAAGGGUGAAAUUCUACGACAAAAGAAAAGUGAAGACCUGGCUGUGAUUUUUGGAGGGGACCUGAAUGUGAAAGAGAAUUGCAGAAGCAACACUCCUGAAGAAAAUUUUGUCUCUAAUGAUAUGACAUCAAAUUCUGGGAAGAGAAAGCGAAAGUAUUCUGAACUCAAAGUGGAAGGUCCUGAUGUCAGUCCAUUGCCGCCUCCAUUUAUGGAGGACAAAUGCCACUCGGGUUCUUCUUUAACGCUGGAGAAGAGCUCGGAAUUGAGAGAAAGGAAGAAGAGCAAGUAUUUGUCAUAUCCUUAUGUGAAUUGGGAAGUCAAAAGCUUGCCUAGUCAGGCAGAAGACCAAGGGCCUCAGGAAGUUUCUCAAGAAGCCGAAGAUGUCAAUCCAGUAGCUGGUCAAUUUAUUGGGUCCCAUUCAGUUUCUAAAUCUAGUGGCAAGAGGUUCCAGAAGAAUUGGAUCAGAAAAUUCAUAAGUGGGAAUGAUAUAUCCAAGAACCCAGAGUUGAUAAAUGCAUCUGCUAUCGAUUUGCUCUCUGAACUCUGUUUUACAGCUGUGGAUUGUCGCUACCCAAAUGAGAGUAAGAAUUUCGACUUAGUUGAGUGGUUCUUUUCAAGGUUCAGAAUAUCAGUGUAUCAUGAUGAAUCCAUUUAUGAAAUGUAUUGCAAGAAUGUGAUUGGGAGCAAUAAUGAUGCAUCGCUGGGAAAAGAUGCACAGGAGACAAAUCAGACUCAGACUCCGCCAAAUGCUAAGGCUGGGCAGAAAGCCCAGAGCAAAAAGAACUCUAGAAACUCAGCUAGGUCAAAAAUUAAAUCUCUUUCUGGUUUAUCAGAUGUGAACAUAAACAUAGCUGCAGAUGGCGUAUUCUUAAAUUCUCCCCAAGAAAUAGGCCCUCCCAAACCUAAUGGAAAACCUGAGCCUAAGAAAACACAGACGAAGCAAGGAGCAAUCCCAGCAGGUCAACAAAUCAACGUCCCCACUAGCAUACCAGACUUAAACAGCAAUGGUGCUGUGCCGAAUUUAUUGGUAGAAAAUUCAGAAAUUGUGGGCCAUGUUGCUUCUGAAGGUAAACCCAAGCCAAACAGAAGGAAAAAGAAAGUAGGCUUACUAGAAGAGAAUGGGAGUACAACUGAACCUGGCAAGCAGUUAGUGGAUUUGCAGGUGACUGGCCCAUCCUCAAUAAAUGCUAUUCCUGAGCAAAGUAACAGGGAGGGGGUUACUGCUAGUGUAAAAAGCUUGUAUGGAAACAGUUCUAUUCCAGUCAUAUUGCCACACUCAGCGGAAGGUAAGCCUGUGCCCAAAAAAAGAAAGAGAAAGGAGAAAUCAACUACUGAGCAGAGUAUGCUUGCUGCUGGCAUACCAGAUUUAAAUGGGACUACAGCUGAACCAGGCGCAUUGGCCAAACCUGAGAAGAAGAGAAGGAAAAAAGAGAAGGUACUGUGGGGCGACCAAGAAAGAAAGCCACCGCUGGGAACAUGGAUUACAAUAAAGCAGAGACCAAUGGGGAGGCUCCGGCAACUGCUCUGCUCUUGA
Molecule: messenger RNA, 3015 nt
Organism: Dovyalis caffra
Lineage: Eukaryota; Viridiplantae; Streptophyta; Magnoliopsida; Malpighiales; Salicaceae
Source: the annotation of a GenBank genome assembly